AUGGCUUUGUCAAGUGUCAAGAAAGAAAUCAACGAGACAGCCAUUAUAAGCCUUGUAGAGGCUCUACCAGACGAGUUAUUGGCAAAUAUAGUGGGAAAGGUUGCAACUUUCUCAAUGGCUGAUUUAUUCAAAACCACAUUGAGUUGCAAAGAUUUUUGUAAAGCUUUAGAAGAUCCUCAUGUUUAUCAACAUGCAGCACUAGAUAAAUUUGCAUUGAUUCCACUUGCAUGGUUCACCAGUGAAAAGGAAACCAUGUUCUUGAGUCGUUGUAGGGAAAUGGGUAAUUUGGAGAUUAUUUACCGUGAAGGAAUGGUGCAAUAUUUUAGCACUUUGAUGGUGAAUUUAGGUUUUGACAAUCUGAAAAAUGCUGCAUUAGGGGGUCAUCAUGAAGCUAAAUAUGUAUAUUCUAUGCUUUUGAUGGCUAAUGCUGAAAAUGGAGAAGAAAGAAAAUUAGGGUUUGAUCUCUUUGGUGAACUGAAAAAUUCAUCGUGCAUUAGUCUUGUGAGUUGCAGGAAGAGAGUGCAGUCAUUUAUUAAAAGCAUGUGGUUGAGAAAUUCGGUGGUGGUUCAAAAUCAAGAAUUGUCUUUGUGUUGUUCUAGCACAUGUCAGAGCGGUGGUGGGACAGAAAAGGUGGUGAAAAAACAUUCACUAUGGAGGCAAAUUGAUGAAUUUGAUAAUGAUGUUAGUUUUUCAUGCAAAUAUUGCGACGGGAAUCAUGAAUUGGGUUUAUUUUGUAAGUUGUUUCAAGUCUAA
Messenger RNA from Medicago truncatula (barrel medic), 753 nucleotides. RefSeq names its product F-box protein At2g35280. The coding region runs from base 1 to 753 and encodes 250 amino acids. The transcript has a single exon. NCBI's taxonomy places the organism in Eukaryota, Viridiplantae, Streptophyta, Magnoliopsida, Fabales, Fabaceae. The record is from RefSeq and is a predicted model, not a curated record.